Toxotes jaculatrix (banded archerfish) is the source of this 2708-nucleotide messenger RNA. It is a transcript of the gene pyroxd1, whose product is annotated as pyridine nucleotide-disulphide oxidoreductase domain 1. The transcript is spliced from 13 exons. The record is from RefSeq and is a predicted model, not a curated record. NCBI's taxonomy places the organism in Eukaryota, Metazoa, Chordata, Actinopteri, Toxotidae. The coding region runs from base 226 to 1728 and encodes 500 amino acids. Gene Ontology annotation, molecular function: oxidoreductase activity; flavin adenine dinucleotide binding.
UACUUUGCUUCGCUGCUCAGCCUCAUGUGCUUUAGAAACCUUUGGCCGGCUAGCUAUCACAAGAACUUCAUACAAGGGUUUUGACACUUACCAAUUACUAGCAGAGUCUUCAGUUUUAACCAGCGUGUCUAUGUCAACAAACAGAGACAGUAUAAGAGUGUUUUUGCUGUCGGAAAAUGCACGGCAGCUAGUGUUAGCUCGUUAGCUUAGCUUUGUGCGAAAGGAAUGGCAGAUAAAGUAGGAAAAUCGUUUAAGUUUGUGGUCGUGGGAGGUGGUAUCGCGGGUGUGACAUGUGUUGAGCAGCUGUCAUCCCAGAUUCCGUCAGCUGAGGUGGCUUUGAUCACAGCAGGUGCACAGAUCAAGGCAGUGACCAACUAUAAACAGGUGUCAAGGACGCUGGAAGAGUUUGAUGUAGAGGAGCGACCAUCCAGUGUUUUGGAGGAUAAAUUUCCCAACCUGACUGUCAUCCACUCUGCUGUUAAAUCACUUCACACACAGUCACAUUCUGUGGAAACUGCAGAUGGACAGUUCUUUGGUUAUGAGAAGUUGUGUAUCUGCAGCGGGGGCAGACCUAAGCUCCUAACCCAGGAAAACCCUUACGUGCUGGGGAUACGGGACACAGACAGUGCCCAGGAGUUUCAGAAGCGGUUAUCCAAAGCAAAGAGAAUCGUUGUUGUUGGAAAUGGUGGAAUUGCCUUGGAAUUAGUGUAUGAGGUGGAAGGCUGUGAGGUGAUCUGGGCUGUGAAGGACAAGGCCAUAGGAAAUACAUUUUUUGAUGCAGGAGCAGCCCAGUUCCUCAUCCCAUCACUAGAAACUGAAAAACCAGAGAGAGCUGCUCCCUGUAAGAGGCCUCGAUACACCACAGAGGAACCAGCAGCAGGAGCAUCACAGACCUUCACUGCAGAGAGAAAUUCGCAACAUAGUUCUGGUCCUACAGAUCCUGGUAGUGCCCUCGGUCCAGACUGGCAUGAAGGAAUAGUUCUCAGAGGAGCAGAACAGGUGUCCCGCAGAGUUUCAGUGGAAUACCAGUGUGAGGUGGAAAAGAUCUUCACCGCUGAGGAGCUGCUCAAUUCCCAACAGGAAAAACUCAGAUCAGAGAAUGCAGGAUCCUGGCCAGUUUACAUCCAGCUGACCAAUGGCAAGACAUUUGGCUGUGAUUUUGUUGUCAGUGCCACUGGUGUCGUGCCUAACAUUGAGCCAUUUCUCCAUGGCAACAGUUUUGCACUAGCAGAUGAUGGUGGCCUGCAGGUAGAUGACCACAUGAUGACAUCAGAGUCAGAUGUCUACGCUGCAGGAGAUGUGUGCACUGCAUGCUGGGACCAUAGCCCGUUGUGGCAGCAGAUGCGUCUGUGGACCCAGGCCCGUCAGAUGGGCUGGUACGCAGGCCGCUGCAUGGCAGCACACAUCCUUUCAGAACCAAUAGAACUGGACUUCUGCUUCGAGCUCUUCUCACAUAUUACCAAAUUCUUCAACUAUAAGGUGGUCCUGCUGGGAAAGUUUAAUGGGCAGGGGCUGGGGCCUGACCACGAGCUGCUGGUGCGCUGCACCAAAGGCCAGGAGUACGUCAAGGUCGUCCUCAGCGGAGGUAGGAUGGUGGGAGCGGUGCUGAUCGGGGAAACAGACCUGGAGGAGACCUUUGAGAACCUGAUGCUCAACCAGAUGGAUCUGACGCCGUACGGAGAGGAGCUGCUCAACCCCGACAUUGAUAUCGAGGACUACUUUGACUGAGACUUUGGAGAAUGUUGAGCACUGCAGACUCAAAAAUCAUGCAAGGUAGAAGGCAUUUGUGGAAAAAAAAAUGGCUGAUGAAUUCUAAAGGCACGGGGAGGAGUUCUGCAUUCUAUCAUGUCUAAGCUAAUGGGUGUGUUAGAUUUUUUUUGGCAAUGAGAAGAAGAUAAAGGACAGAUUAUCUUACUUACCUCUUACUAAUGCACCUCUAAAUUUAAAAAAUAUAUUUUUGCUUUAAAUUAAAUUAUUUUCAAAACCAAGUAUACUAAAGUAGUACUUGAAUGGUAUGUUUAGAAAUGGCUUCUCUUCAUUUAGUUGUAGCAUGAAUGCAAAUCUACCACUUCAUAAGUUUAGAUGAGAAGCGGUUACAGACAUGAGAGACUGACAGAGUUGUGGGUCUGAAGAAGAAGUGGGAUGUGUUCAGCCAUACUUGCUGGUAAAAAAGGAAAAUCCUUUUGUUGCUAUGUUGGAUUUGUGACUCUCGAUCAAAUUUCAACUUACACAGCAACUACGGCUCCUCCUGUGCCUCAGAAGGCUUUAUAACAAUAGAUAAUAUCAAGCUCGCAUAAUGCUGGCUAUUGUUCCCAUGUUCCCAUGAUGUUGCUAUUUGAAAAUCCACGUUCGUGAGGACAAGAAACAUUAGAAGUGGAAAGAAUUAGCAAUGCAAAGGAGAAUUUAAAUGACUAACAGAAGUCAACCCAUUUCUACUUGUGUGUUUGUGUUUUCUGGGUCAGUGGCACAUGGAGGAAACUGCAGGAAACUGCCCACAUUGAUUUACCUGGUAAAGGUUGAUAUGGCAACCUUGUGUUGUUACUCACAGAGCACUAUGCAAAACGAGUAAAAACAACAAUGCGUGUGUAAAGCAACAAUAACAGUGCAAUAAUCCUCCCAGCACUGAGGGGCAAAUGGGGACAGUUCAUUGGUCUCGAGAAGAGACUAAUGAGAAAUAAAGGCAGUAAAGGUGAAUUAAAAAGCACUCC